Messenger RNA from Varroa destructor (honeybee mite), 3739 nucleotides. Its product is annotated as neuronal acetylcholine receptor subunit alpha-7-like. Gene Ontology annotation, molecular function: transmembrane signaling receptor activity; extracellular ligand-gated monoatomic ion channel activity. The record is from RefSeq and is a predicted model, not a curated record. NCBI's taxonomy places the organism in Eukaryota, Metazoa, Arthropoda, Arachnida, Mesostigmata, Varroidae. Gene Ontology annotation, biological process: monoatomic ion transmembrane transport. Gene Ontology annotation, cellular component: membrane.
CACUGGUUUCGUAGCAUUGCCUCUGAUUGUCGUCUGUAUCAUGAUGAAGCAAAGGCGGUGGCUUCAAUGAGCCAUACGACGCGACUCAACUACGGCUGACGAUUCGGGCUAAGGCGAUAAACGUCAUUCGUGGAUACUCGACUGCUGCCGGCUCGUCUCAGCGUACACUUCGAUGACUGCGGCACAGGCGACGCUGUUUCAACAGUCACUGCGAAAAGAUGUAAUUUAGUCGAAUUAUCUAUGACGGCAGGCGUCAAGACGAAUUUUGGCGUGCUCCUUCGUUUUUCAGUGACUGGGAACUCUAACCUGCAGAGGUAUUAUCUGACAGAGAAAUCAUUCUUGCCGUAUACGAGUGCAGGUGGUGCGUGAUUGAUUACAAGUAAAUUGCUACUGGACAUUUACAUCUUUCUGCAGUGAAUUCGUCCCGUCAACUUCUGGUGACUGUGCUCUUGAUCGUUUGUGGUCAAGUCGACUGUCAUUGACGAAGAGUGAACAGAAGAAAGUGCCACAACGACGAGGAACACUUCACAGACGAUGAAUAUAAAACCUACAAAAGCUCACAUUGGGGGUCUGGUUACCGUCGCGUUGAUGACAACAGGUUUUUAUCCGCUGAGCGCUACGGGAAGCCCGCAUGAGCGGCAGCUUGCUGUCGACCUCUUACAGUACUACAAUAUCGUCGAGAGGCCAACGAGAAACCUCAGCCAGCCUGUAAUCGUCAGAGUAAACGUCAACAUACAAAAAAUAAUGAAAUUGGACCCAAACGCGGGUGAACUCACAACUCGGAUUUGGCUUUCGCUUCACUGGGAAGAUGCAAAUCUCGUCUGGGACCCCCUUCGAUACAAUAACGUGUCUGCGAUUCGCUUGCAGUCAUCAAGGAUUUGGCAGCCCGAUGUCCGCUUUUAUAAUGGCAGAAUCUCCGAGCAGAUCGAGCCGACGCAGGCAAUAGUGUUCAGCAGCGGAAAAGUUAAGUUAAUUAGCCCGAUCACAGUGAAGACCCGAUGCGGUGGCCCAAUUGAAGGCCUUGGCCGAUGGUUCCCGUUCGAUCAGUAUAGCUGUUCACUGAUUAUCGGGACAUGGACAUCUUACAGCGGCAGUGUCGAUCUUCACUGGCAGGAAGAAAACGGAGGGACGGUUCGGUUUAAUGAUCAAGUUGCGGACGACACGGGCGAAUGGCAGCUGCUCGGUAAUCAUAAAGGUCGCGCAGAGGUGCAAUUUGCCUGCUGUUCUGAAACACAUACGUCCAUGACUGUACAGUUAAGACUACAACGUCGAGCAUUUUCCUACGUGUUCUCGCAUUAUCUUCCGCUGCUGUGGAUGCUCGCCUUAGCAUCCAGCACCCUUUUAAUACCCAAUGACAGAACCGAUCUUCGACUGAUUGCAGGUACACUCUUGAUGAUGGGUGUGUUUUGGUGGCCUUCCGGUCAGCAUCUUCCGUUCAACGUAAUUUCCAUCGGACACCUCUUUACCGGACUCAUCAUCCUCGGGGUUUCCUCAUGCUUUGUCUCGCAUUGUGUCCAACUGGUGUUAAUCUCCUCAAGUAUCGACACUACUCGAAGGCAGACCCCAUUGGCGGAGUACCUUAAUCGGUUACUGACUACCUCUACGGCCCUCAAACUAGCACUCAUAUCGGACAAUCGGCCCGAGCAUGACAAGGAUGGCCUACCUGACUGUUCGCGAGUCUUGGAUCGCCUUAGCCUUCUUUUAUUGGCAGUUAUUGCGUGUCUGGCGCUUGUCAUCUGCCUGAUUCUACCAUGCAUGGUCGCAUAACGGAGUGCCGUAAAAAGUAGCGUGUAGCAAUUGCGCAACUCGCUCGCCUUGUCAAUGUGUCGCGUUCUGCCCUGUAUCUGCAAUAAAUCGGCAAUUGGUCAGCGUCACAAAAAUUUGACGCUUGCGACACCGUUUUUAAAGCAAGUCACCGACCACAUCAUAGCCUUGCCCCCAACCAUCGUUUGUUUUGUCUUUCUGCGAGGUAAUGCCAUCGCAGAUAGACGUUAUCAGUGCGCAUACGAAACGAAAAAUUUGCGGUAAUGAUCGUCAGGGAAAUCUACUCCGCUACCGAACCAGCAAAGCCAGAAUUAUGCCGCAGACGUAACCACGCCCUUGAUUAAAAAUAUGCGUCACCAUUGGCGGCGAUGGCAGGCCGCUUAUAAUAACAGAACCAGAUAAGCGUUCAAUUCCAACACAGUCGCUUUCAAAAACCAUGGUUUUCCCUUAAAUCCUAUAAAAAUCAUUAAGGUUUUAACUAAUCACGCUCACUUUACUCAUGUUUUCUUGACGACAUCAACGCAUAUAGCCAGCCCUCGUGUAAUUAAGGACAGAAACGCUCCAUGAGGUCAAGCGCAACUUCUUUUUCUGUUCUAUCGUUCCGGCAUACCUGAGCAUGUAUUAGAUGCUUGCAAUCAGUAAACCAAGCAAAUUUUCCUUGAAGCUUUUCUCAUAAUUGUUUUUUUUUCAUAGACUGAACAACGCCCCAUAUGGUAGAUGAAUGAAUCUUUUCUCGCUAAUCGACACAUUAAAACGCUUUCAAUAUGAUUCGCCAAGCCAAAUACACAUGUUUCAAACGGUUGUCUCGCCCACUGAGUUAUAGGGUUUUAUGUAUAUGAGUAGUUCUUGUACCUUUUAUAGCUAAAUUAAUUUUACUCGUUAGUUAUAUUAGGUUAUUGUUUAUGGAUAGAAAACUGUAUGGUUGCUUAACAAUGUAUGGACCUCUAAAUCUCGAGUUUUACAUCCGGCACUACCAUUAAGCAUUCCAUCAGACGGCCGAUUCCUAGCACGAAACAAAGUGUCUAUGCCCAGAUUCGAACCCGGAUAGGUGCGUCUGUCGAAGAUACACGCAAACACAUUAUUCACUAAGUUAUCAUGAAGUCAUAAUAUGGGUGUUUCGGCCUAGCUUGCUGUUCUGUUCGAGAUACAUUUUAUCUGCGGAUGUCAGAAAAAUAUAUUUAUUAUAUAAAUAUCACUCAUAUAAACUCAACGCGAAAAUCAACGUGCCAUGUAUGUUGUUACGGAUAGUAGAUGGAGUUUUUUUUAUUAACUAACCUGAAUGAAAGGAGCUUACAGCUGAAAAAAUGUCCGCUAGUUCAAACCGAUGCGUCGUCAAAGACCUCAAUAAAUUGUAGGUAGCGCGAGGUAAUAAACGCUGUCAAUUUGACUCAUUUUUGUCAUGAAAGAGACCGAUUCUGUAGUGACGAGAUUAUGUGCCGUAUUGCUAGAUGCGAUUACGGUUAGCCAUUUAUGGUCAAUUUUUUUUUCAAAAUUGAUAUUUUAUUCGCCGGCGAUUGUAUGAACCUAUACGGCGUUUCCUAUUCGGGGCCUGAUUCGGCGUAGGUCAUUGCCGCAUAUCUGUCGCUCAUCGAAAUUAUAUACUGAUUUUAGUCGCCUGUUUGCUAUUGGCAGCGCUAUUCAGUUGUUUUUCCUUUGUCAGGAAAUGUUUCCGUUUUGCGAGUUACUUUAAAUCGCUGCUACGCAGUUAGCCAAAGAUUCUUCUUCACCUUUCUGAGUGUUGUUGGAUACUUUCUCACCAUCGCCCCGCGACGAUCAGCUUAUGGUGCGCUCGGUGAUGCGCAGAGAUCUUUACACGAUCCGCGACAACAAUUACUGGCAGAAGUAUAUAGCUAACUUUAGGCUCUAUCGCGGAAGCUUAUAGCGCUUCAGGGCAUUUGAUAGGUAGGUCUACCGUGCAUUGUACACAAUACUGACACAGAUAGGUGAAGGAGUACGAAGUAAUGAGAACUCGCGU